ACCUCACCCCAUCAACUUUCUUUAUCGCUCCGGGAAAAAACCCGAAAACCCUAACUUCCUCUUGAGUAAAUCCUCUUAUCUCUAUCUCUCUGUCCCUCGCUGAUUCGACCUUUUCGUUUUACUUUUUAUGGCUUUUCGCAUUUCUAGGUUUCCAAUGGUGUGAAAUCAGGACCUCAGGCUCAGAUUUAAAGGAUCUGUUUCUGUAUAUUUUGGGUCAUAUAUAUUUUCUAUAGAGAGGAAAAAAGAUAUGGCGGUAUCUGAAAAAGAGCUGGAGCUACAGUUAAUGGAGGCUGGAAACAGGCUCGUUGAACCUCCUCCAUCAGUUGAUGAGCUCAUUCCUCUCCUUGACCAAGUUGAAAGUUGUCUUUCAAGGGUGGAACAAUCACCAAGCCAAUCAAUGCAAAAUGCACUGUCUCCGUCACUUAAAGCAUUGGUUGCAGAGCACCUGUUCAGACAUCCUGAUGUUGAUGUCAAAGUUGCAGUUGCCGCUUGCAUCAGCGAGAUAACAAGGAUAACUGCACCUGAUGCUCCUUUCGAUGAUGACCAAAUGAGGGAGGUUUUUCAACUGAUUGUGUCAUCCUUUGAGAAUUUAUCUGACAAGUGCAGCCGCUCGUACAUUAAGAGGACCUCAAUUCUUGAAAUUGUUGCCAAAGUCAGAUCAUGUGUGGUGAUGUUGGAUCUUGAAUGUGAUGAUCUUAUUGUUGAGAUGUUCCAGCAUUUCCUUAAGGCAAUAAGGGAUUAUCACCCGCUGGCUGUCUUUACAUCAAUGGUGACUAUUAUGAGCCUUGUACUGGAAGAAAGUGAAGACAUCCCUAUGGAACUGCUUUCCUCAAUCUUAGCUAGUGUAAAGAUAGAUAACGAGGAAGUUCUUCCUGUUGCUCGGAGGUUGGCUGAGAAAGUGCUCAAGAACUGUGCAUCAAAGCUUCGACCGUAUCUUACCCAAGCUGUUGAGAACUUGGGAAUUUCUUAUGAUUAUUAUAGUAGUGUAGUUGCUUCUGUAUGUCAAGUGACAGCUCGUGUUGUGGACUCGAAUGAUGCCGCCUCUGGAAAACAUUUGGAUGACGAGAGCAUACUGGUGGAGGCACCCUUGGAGAAGGCAGCCCAGGAGGAUAAACAGAUUCCUGAACAGGCAGUUUCAACUGAAAAAGUGGAUCUUGCAAAUGAAAAAUCUCCCAAGGCAGUUGUUUGUAAUGGCAUUUUGCAAACUGCUGAAGAUGAUUCGUUGGCUGAUUUGAACUCUGUAAAGAAGGAAGAGGGUGACCAUAUUGCUGAUAAGUCCAAGAAUGAAACAUCACCUGUUGCUGAACCCUACAUAUCAAAAGCUGAGGAAGUAGUCAAUUCAGAUCCUAUGUUAGAGCAAAAUACCCAGGAAAAGGAGAGGAAAUCUGAUUCAAAAUUAACUGAACCUUCUGACAGCUCCCAUGUUGAUGAAAAGGCAGUUGAGACCUCAAAAGAUCAAAAAAAUGACAGCAAGGAUGACGCUGGUUCACAACAUCUGUCUGUUGGUGGGGCUGUAUCCUCUGAAAAUAGAAAGACCGAUGUUCAGCAUUCCUCUCAAAAAGCUACCAAGGAAGAAUUUAAUGAUGUUGCUUCCCCAACACCAAGUGGGACUGAUAGUCAUUCCACAAGGGCAGCGAGGCCAAAAAGGAAAGACGGCGCGAGCAAGGAAACCACAUCCUCUGUUGAUGAUGUUUCUAAAGCAACAAGUGAUUCUGAAGCAAAAACAAACAGACGUUCAGGGAAAGAGGUUGCUGCUGUAGUUUCCAGUGAGGAUAAUGCUCCAGUUGAUGUAGAUGAAACUAAGAAAGAAAGUGACACUGCAAGUGAUUCCGAGGCAAAAUCGCUGAAGAAGUCAUCAAAGAAGGUAGACUCUAGCGGUAACAAUGCGGCUGAUCAAACUAAGAAAGAGAGUGCACUGCAAGUGAUUCAGAGGCAAAUCACUGAAAAAUCAUCAAAGAAGGUAGAUUCUAGCGGAAACAAUGCAGAUGAAUCCACUUCGAGACAACUGUCUGAUAAGAAAAGGAGAGGCUGGGGAAAAGUUCCUGAGAAGGAUAGAACGAAAACCUUAAUCAAGAAAGACAACGAGGCUUCUGAUUCUAUGGAGUAUGGUGAGAAUCUCGUUGGCUUGAAGGUGAAGGUCUGGUGGCCCAAAGACCGUGAGUUCUAUGAAGGUUUUAUCUAUUCAUUUGAUCCCUCUAAACAGAAGCACAAGGUGCACUAUAAUGAUGGUGAUCAAGAAAUUUUAAAUCUUAAGAGAGAAAAGUGGGCGGUGAUUGAAGAUGAGUCUGGGUCCGAUGAGGAAGGAGCAGCUAAUCAUUCAAGUCCUGAUGGUUCAUCUGACAUGCCUCAAAAGAAGAGAGAAAAAACAUCUGAUCUCUCUAGCAAGAAAGCUAAGAUGGGUGCUACGCUAAGAAGGGGUGGAGGAACUCGGACCGGGAAAUCCAAGGGUGCGGCCACAAAGUCUGGUCGCAAAACAAAGGAUGAUGUUAAAAUGGAUGUCAAAUCCAAAGGUGGCUCUAAGAGUGUCGGUAAAUCAGACAAGGACAGUGUUGCUAAAUCCAAGGAUCAUACCCCUAAAACUGGUGGUAAAUCAGUUGACAUCGCUUCAAAAGUAAGUAACAAGUCCAAGAAUGAUGACUGUUGUGAUACACCAAAAUCCAAGGAUGAUGGAAGUGCAACACCGAAAGCUUCCACAAAGUUACAAGACUCUUCGAAGACAGCCAAGUCCAAGCAGGAAACCCCAAAAGGUUCCCCCCUUUCUAAGGGCAAGCCUCUUAAAAGUGGUGGCAAAUCCAAUGCUCAUGGCACUGGUAAGUCAAAAUCCGAUUCAUCAAAGGUGAAAGACAGUGAAGUCACAAAAGAGAACUCAACUGAUUCAGAAAAGGUUGUGGGAAGCGCGAAGCGGAAAGCAUCUAGUUUGUCGAAGACACUGGGAAGUGAUUCAAGGUCUGGAAAAAAGCAGCGAAGAUGAGCUAAAAUAGGAUUAAAACUGCAUUGUCAUUGCCAAGGGUUGGUUCUUGUCCAAAGUGGAACUUGGCUGAACCCCUGUAUUAUUGCUGGCAGUCUUAGAUAUACGGGUGCCGGGCCAUGCAAUUGGUAUAUCACGGAGUUAGGUUUGUGGGUAGCAAAUAUUCAUAGGUAGUGUUUGUAGGGUUUGUGUUUUCUCUUAUUGAUGCACGCUUUAGGAUUACAUUGGAUUAGCUUUUUUGUCUUGUACCAAAGAGUUGCUUCUAUAGAUUAACGUAAUAGAUUCAAGAAA
Molecule: messenger RNA, 3259 nt
Organism: Hibiscus syriacus
Lineage: Eukaryota; Viridiplantae; Streptophyta; Magnoliopsida; Malvales; Malvaceae
Product: protein IWS1 homolog
Exons: 13
Coding region: 248-2971 (907 amino acids)
Biological process (GO): mitotic sister chromatid cohesion; DNA repair
Cellular component (GO): nucleus; chromatin
Source: RefSeq, a predicted model, not a curated record